Molecule: messenger RNA, 1968 nt
Organism: Penicillium taxi
Lineage: Eukaryota; Fungi; Ascomycota; Eurotiomycetes; Eurotiales; Aspergillaceae
Product: U4/U6-U5 snRNP complex subunit SNU66
Exons: 1
Coding region: 1-1968 (655 amino acids)
Biological process (GO): maturation of 5S rRNA; mRNA cis splicing, via spliceosome
Cellular component (GO): U4/U6 x U5 tri-snRNP complex
Source: RefSeq, a predicted model, not a curated record
AUGGCAGACUCCGCCUCCAUUGAGGAGGCCAAUAAGAUUCGAGCCAGUCUCGGCCUUCCAGCACUCGGCGUCCCCGGCGCAAACCCGACGUUUAAAGAUGAAGGCGAAUCCGAAGGUGAAGAACAGGCGAGCACUGUUGAUACCCGCCAAGCCCAGAGCUAUGACAACUGGGAAAAACACCAAGAGGAACAAAAUGCCAAGCGCCGCCGAGACGAGAAGGCUGCCGCCAUCAAGAAAGCACGCAUCAUCGCCCAGCGAAAUGUGAAACUGGAAGGUCCCACACUGGGCGAGGACGACGGUGGCGAUCUCGAUACGAAGGCAUGGCUCAUGCAGGCGAAUAAGCGACAGAAGAAAAUCGAAAAAGAGCGCGCGCGCAAACUUGCCGAGGAAAUGGCAGAACGAGAGCGUCUUGAGGCUAUCGAAUACACUUCUCUCGAUCUGGCUGGUGUCAAAGUUGGACAUACUCUCGGCUCUCUCGAAGACGGGGAGGAUCAUAUCCUUACUCUCAGGGAUGCCGGAGUGAACGAGGAUGCAGAAGACGAGCUUCAGGAUAUUCACUUGGUUGACCAAGAAAGAACCAAGGAGCUGAACGAGAUACGGAAACGCAAGGCUGUCUACAAUCCUAAUGACGAGCAGGAAGGCAUUCUCCAGCAAUAUGACGAGGAGAUUGACGGCAAAAAGCGAAAGAGAUUUACGCUCGAUGGAAAAGGAUCGACCGCCGAACAACGUGAAGCCAAGCGACAAGAGAUUUCGGAGAAGUUAAAAAGAGAAGUUAUCAGCCUCGACUUUCAACCUGAUGCUCCAAUCUCCGACUACAUGGAUAUCUCCGAGAUCAAAAUCAAGAAACCUAAGAAAAAGAAGGCUAAGAGUACACGACAGCGACCUGUCAACGACGAAGACAUUUCGCCCGCUGAUAAUACGCCGAUUGCGGAUAAUGGAUCUAUGGACAUUGACUCGACAAACGGAAUCACAACUCUGGCACCCCGCAAGUCAAUUGAUCACAAUACCUCCUUUGUGGAUGACGACGACCUUCAAGCGUUACUUGCGGUCCAGCGACGUGCUGCAUUCAAGAAGCGCAAGAAGAUGCGUCCGGAAAACGUUGCCAACCAGCUGCGUGAAGAAGAAUCUCAGACUCCCAUGGAAACGGAUACUCCUCAGGAUGAUGAAGAAGAACCUGGUUUGAUCCUCGACGAGACGAAAGAGUUCCUUGGCAAUCUUUCUACCGACCUGAUUAAACAAAAGGAGCGAGAUAGCCGUCCAGUUAAAAUUCCUGCUCCUCAAUCUGAUGAGGGUUCAAUGGCGCUGGACGAGGCACCCACUGUGGUAAUUACUGAGGAUAUUGACAUGGAUCGACCCGAUGACCAAGAGGAUAACGACAGCGAGGAAUUCAACAAUCAAACUGGGAUUACCGGUACUGGAAUGGAGGAACCUAGUUUGGACGUGGGUAUCGGAGCUACUCUUAACCUGCUACGCCAGCGUGGUGUUGUGAAGUCAGACGCCAGCGCGCAAAACGCACUUGAACGCGAUCGUGCGCGCUUCGUCGUCGAGAGAAUCCGUCGCGAAACCGAAUUUGCAAACCGGGCCAAAAUCCAGCGCGAGAAAGACCGUCAAUCUGGCAAACUCGACAACAUGUCUGCCCGCGAGCGUGAAGAACACACGUCCCGGGAGAGUAAGCAGCGUGAACAGAUGGAAGCUCGCCAAACGGCCGAACUCUUUGAUCGUGAGUAUAAGCCCAAUGUGCAACUCAAGUAUGUCGAUGAAUUCGGUCGCCAUAUGAACCAGAAGGAGGCGUUCAAGGAACUGAGCCACCAGUUCCACGGCGCAGGAAGUGGCAAUAUGAAGACAGAGAAGCGUCUCAAGAAGAUCGAGCAGGAACGAAAGCGCGAGGCCAAGUCUGUUUUUGAUCCCGUCUCUCUGAGCACUGAGGCUGCCCGCAAGAAGGGCCAGGCUGGUGUCCGAUUGCAGUGA